Molecule: messenger RNA, 1490 nt
Organism: Haplochromis burtoni (Burton's mouthbrooder)
Lineage: Eukaryota; Metazoa; Chordata; Actinopteri; Cichliformes; Cichlidae
Product: keratin, type I cytoskeletal 18
Exons: 7
Coding region: 132-1433 (433 amino acids)
Biological process (GO): intermediate filament cytoskeleton organization
Cellular component (GO): keratin filament
Molecular function (GO): structural molecule activity
Source: RefSeq, a predicted model, not a curated record
GAGUUUCAGGAAGAAAUAUUGCUUUUCAGAGUUGUAUAUAAGGCCUCAGACUCCACCUUCAUACUCCACCCUGCUGCCACUCUCCUCAGUGCCAUUUCUCACUCUGAUUGAUCAGCACACUUCCUUUACCAAUGGAGCUUAGACGCCAGUCUUCUCAAAAUUAUGGUUUAAGUUCACUUGGAGGUCCCAGAUCCCUACGGAUGGAAACCUACGCCCACAGUGUGACUGGAGGGGCAGGCGGCCGUGGAACCAAGAUUUCCAGUGCCAGCUAUGGUUCGCGUGUUGGCAGCGGUUUUGGCGGAGGAUACGACUACCAGUCCUUGUCCUCUGGAUCCACUUCUAGCGCCAUGGGCAUUGGAAACGAGAAGCAUGCCAUGCAGUCCCUGAAUGACCGCCUGGCGAACUAUCUGGAGACGGUGAGGAAUCUGGAGAAGGCCAAUGCAGUGCUGGAGGUCAAGAUCAGAGAGGCCACCGAGAAUAGAGGCCCCUUGGAAGGGAGGGACUACAGCAAGUACUACGUUAUCAUUGAAGGCCUCAGGGCCCAGAUUCUUGACAUGACCAGGGCAAAUGCCCAGUAUGCUAUCAGUCUUGACAACGCAAGUCUGGCUUCAGAUGACUUCCGAACCAAGUAUGAGUAUGAGUUGUCCAUGAGGCAGACAGUGGAGGCUGAUGUUUCAAGACUGAGGAAGAUCCUGGAUGACACCAAUGUUACUCGCUUGCACCUGGAGAGUGAAAUUGAGUCCCUCAAGGAGGAGUUGAUCAGCCUGAAGAAGAACCACGAGAGAGAAGUUGAUGAAUUGCGAGUUCAAAUCGCACAGGCUGGGGUCCAUGUGGAUGUUGAUGCACCAAAAGGACAGGACCUGGCCAGAAUCAUGGAGGAAAUAAGAGCAAAGUAUGAGAAGAUAGCGCUACAGAACCAACAGGAGCUUGAAGCGUGGCAUAACUCCCAGAUCACAGAGGUGCAGGUCAAAGUCACAGAGAGCUCAACAGCCCUGAAGGAGGCCGCAGGUGUAAUGACUGAAACUAGGAGGCGGCAUCAGGCACUGGAAAUUGAGCUCCAGUCUGCACAUAGUCUGAAAGCGUCCCUGGAGGCUGCCCUUCAUGACAUUGAGAGGCGUUACAAUUUAGAGCUGGAAAAAUACAAUGAGAUAAUCCUGAGUCUGCAGGAGGAACUGGCACAGAUCCGCAGCAGCAUCCAGCAAAACACGAAUGAGUACGAGGCCCUCCUCAACAUCAAGGUGAAGCUGGAGGCUGAGAUUGCAGAGUACAGAAGGCUGCUGGAUGGUGAAGGAGACUUAAACCUUGAAGAUGCAGUUGACCUAAAGAAAAUCCAAGUGGUGACGGUCACUCAGACUGUGGUGGACGGCAAAGUGGUGUCAGAGAGCAAGGAGAGCAAGGAGAUCGGAUCCACUGAAAAUCUGACAUUUAGUUAAAAACAACUGAAAGAAAAACAACUAUGAAAAAAAUUAAAUGGCAACAUUUUAUUUUGA